AUGGAGGUGCGGCAGCUGCUGACCGACGACCCAUCCGGCGGGUGGGACAAGGCGUGGCAGGCGAGCACGACGCCGUGGGACCUGGGCGGCGUGACGCCGGCUGUAGCGGCGCUUGUGGCGGCGCCAGAGGGGUCGCCGCUGCACCUGCCGCCCUCCAUCCGCCGCGUGCUCGUCCCCGGCUGUGGCACCGGGUACGAUGUGGAGGCGUUUGCAUCGAAUGGCAGGGAGGCUACGGGUCUCGACAUCUCUCCAUCCGCUGUGGCACAUGCAGAGAAGCGGGUGGAGGGGGCGGGCAACAGGGCGGCGAUGGCAUUUGAGUGCGCGGACUUCUUUGAGUACCGCCCUGCACAGCCCUUCCAUGCCAUCUUUGAUUACACGUUCUUCUGUGCGCUGCCGCCAUCACUGAGGGGCAAGUGGGGUGCUCUUCACUCUCAUGUUCCCCAUCGAUGGACACGAGGGCGGCCCACCCUAUGCCGUCUCCAAGGACAGCUACACGGAGGUGCUGCAGCCGCUGGGGUUCACGGCAGAGGAUCUGCCGACUGUCAGUGUGCCGCCCGGACAGGGCAGGGAGCAGCUGGCCAAGUGGGUGCGAGUGGGUGCAGCAUCCAAGGGUUUGGGGGUUCUUCUCCCCUUCUCUGCACCAAGCUGCUUCACACCUUCUCCUCUGCACCAGGCUGCUUCACACCUCCUCUGCACCAGGCUGCUACUCCCCUUCUCCUCUGCAACGUGCAGCUGCUACUCCCCUUGUCUGCACCAGGAGGCGGCUGCUUCUCUCCUACUCCCCUUGUAGGCACAAGGAGGCGGCUGCUUCUCCCCUUCUGCAACGUGCAGCUGCUUCUCCCUUCUCUGCACCAGGAGGCGGCUUCUCCUCUUAACUGCACCAGGCGGCUUCUCCCCUUAACUGCUUCAGGCAGCUUCACUGCUUCCCCAACACUGCCUCCCCAACACUGCCUCCCCAACACUGCCUCCCCAACACUGCCUCACCAACACUGCUUCCCCAACACUGCUUCCCCUUCACUGCUUCCCCUUCACUGCUGCUUCCCCUUCACUGCUGCUUCCCCUUCACUGCUGCUUCCCCUUCACUGCUGCUUCCCCUCCCCUUCACUGCUUCCCCCCGUGAACAAGAUAGUGUGGCACACAGGCAGUGCUUGUGCUGCAGCCUUCUCUGCACCAAGCUACUCCUCUGCACCAAGCUACUCCUCUGCACCAAGCUACUCGUCUGCACCAAGCUACUCGUCUGCACCAAGCUACUCGUCUGCACCAAGCUACUCGUCUGCACCAAGCUACUCCUCUGCACCAAGCUACUCCUCUGCACCAAGGGCUUCUCCCCUUAACUGA
Closterium sp. Naga37s-1 is the source of this 1338-nucleotide messenger RNA. Lineage: Eukaryota; Viridiplantae; Streptophyta; Zygnematophyceae; Desmidiales; Closteriaceae. The record is from the annotation of a GenBank genome assembly.